GGAAGGGUGGGAGAACCUUCAGACUGCUGUCUGUCCCUGCGAAGGUGCUGGCACAAAAGCUCCUGGAUGUGCAUCAGGAGCAAGGUUACGGGGAGACCUGGCUGGGCUCUCCUGUAGCCAAUAGUGCUAGAUCAGUUUGAGGGACUACUGCAGCUUUGUUGGCUUCAAGGGUGUUGGCACAAAGUGUCCAGCGGGGCUGCUCUUCCAUGUCUUUUCUGUGGAGGUAGAGGGUGCAAGUUAUCACACUGGUAGCCUGGACUAAGUGGGAGGGGAAUGGGCUGCUGGGGACACUGAGCACCAGCCUGACCUGCAGGAGCCAAGGAACGGGGGGCUGGUUGUGGCUUUGGGAAUGGCCCUGGAGGACAAGGUGGGCUGGUGUGGGCAGUGUGCCCAGUCAGGAAGGGCAGCUGCACAACUGGGCUGUGCCAGGAGGCAUUCUAGGGAAGGGGAGGCUGUGCUUGGGCAUCGUGUGCAGACUGGGGCUGCUAGGUCCAGGCGGGUAUGGGUACUGGAGCAAUGCCAGCAGAGAACCUAGAGUGAUGGGGACAUAGAAGAGGCUGAGGGCACAACCUCUGCUCUGCUCAGCCUGCGGAAAAGGAGUCCUGGGGCCUCUCCCACUCUGCCUGCCUGUGUCAGCCUUGUGAGCACCUGUCUUCCAAGAUGGAUGGGGCACAGAUGCGCACGAUUGCUGAAUUGGCAUUGUCUAUUGGCUUCAUCAGGUGUCCAUGGUGAAAGGAAUUGAGCCUCAUUAAGUGUCUGCAGCCCGCUGUAUUUUGAUGUUAUGCUCUCAGGAAAGCUGAAUGCUUGUGACACUGCCCAUGUUCCCUCAAGUGUUGCUGUGCUGCUCCCUCUGGAUGCUGUGUGGGCUCAGAGCAGCAGUAUCUCCAGGGUCUUUCAUGGUGCUGGCAGUGGGCUUGGUGCUUGGACUGUCCUGUGAUGCACAGAUGUGAGCAGCCAGAAAUGUGGGGAAAAUCCCCACAUUUUCAUGCAGAGUCAUGAAAGCCACUUAGUUUCACAAAGCAAAAGCCACUUAGUUUUUAUGUUGUGAAAAAGUUUUAGAAAAUAGCCAAAUUGGGUAUUUCGGAAAGUAAAACCUAGUUGUUAUACUAGCAAAAACUCCAAAAUGGCAAUGAAACCAACAAUUGGGGAAAUUCGGGGUGAAAUGUGUGCAGUUUGGGGGUGGGCAUUGCAAUAGAUUGCCCAGUGUGGCUCAGUUAGCCAGAUUAGGUUGCUUCGUGUGGGUUAUCCCAAAUGAACUGCCUGCUCAGCAUUAUCGCGGGUGGAUCUGGUGUAUGUUACCUCACUGUUGUGCAUCUCCCCGCCUCCCUCCGUGUCUUUUCCCCACUCCUCGGUUGUGGCCUCCCGCUCUCUGUCCCUGGCCCGGGCGGCCCCGCGGGGCUCCCCGGCCCAGGGAGAGGCGCCACCGUCCGGUCAGUAGCUGCUCCUGCAGCCAAGAAAGCCGCGAAUGCGCGUUGACCGAAAAAGGGUGUCUCCCUGCUGCCACCCCCUGGCCAAACUGCUGCACUGCAAGUAAACAGCGAAAUCCGCGUGUGCGGGACCGGGGUGGGAGCAGCCUCCCGAUAAGGACGCUCCGCUGCCGUCCCACAGGCACGAUGUCGGCGGCGUUGGGAGUGCAAAGCGCGGAACUGCGGCGCCGGUACUGUCGGAACGCUGCUGCCGCCCAACGUUUGAGUGCCCCGCGCGGGUAUUUGGGAGCGGCGUGGCAGAGCACUGGGCGUGGGGCCCGGCGGUGGUAGCGGCAGAUGAGGGAUGAGGUAGCGGCAGCGGUGAGAUGACAGAAAGCCUCAGCGAGUGCGGAAGAGCCGCCUCGGCCCCGCCCGGGAUGGCGGUGAAGAAGCUGCAGCCCACCGCCGCGGCUGCCGGCCCGGGCGGAGGCGGCCACAUCCCGAGGCCAGAGCUGGGCGUCUCUCCGUGUGGCCAGAGCUCCCCUGAGCCUCUCGACCGACCCUGUUCGCCUUGUGCCGUUGCCCCUGCUCCAGCAUCGCCCCUGAAACCUACCCUGUGUCCACUGGCCGCCCCAAGAGGUAGGUUGGCCGUCGAGGUGUCCCCCAGAAGCCCCUGCAGAAGGAGGGAUUCGUGCAAGGUAUCUACGGUAAUAAGAGUUACUGCUGCUUCUUUCCCUCUGCCAGAGGCCACAGCUGUGCGUCUGUCCUGGUUUAGGGCAAAUUUGGGAGAGAAUCCACAAAAGGGGGCCCCUCCAGAAAGCAAACCCACACGGCCCCUCCCCUCAACCGGUUCGGGAAGAAUUCCUGAGAGAGAAGUGGAAAGAGCCUGUUUAUUUAACAGGCACAGCACCCCCCAGCACACAAAAUGAACAAUACUGGAUAACACCACUCUUUCACUGCUCUGAAAAAGAUGACAAAUUCAGAAAGUCUCUCCUGGGGUGGUUGCUCUGUUAUCAGUCCCUCCAGUGCUGGGGCAGCUGCUGCAGCCACAAGGUGCUAACUCUCGGUGUUUCCCAGGUCCCAGUCUGGAGCAGGUUUGAGUAGGUCCAAAUAGGAAAGGGGAAACAGUCCAGGAAGAAAUUCGGAGUGCUUAGCUAAACUAAUGAGAAGAAGCAAAAAGCAAGAGCAAGCAGAAGCAAAGCAGAAGCAAGAGCAAAGUGAAAAGCAGGGCAAAAAGCAAAAGCAGCACUAUGUACUGUGUUGGCUGUAUGUCCCGCCAGCUGUGGGAGAGCGGCUGAUAAGAAGCCAAAACAAAACUUUCUUCAGAGCCAGUCUUGAAGGCACAGAACAUAAUAUCCAGCAUAAACAGCACACAUAAAUGGGGAUACAAGCAUCCUAACAUCACCCUAGGACAGUGUCUAAGUGUCCAUUCUUCCCUGAAGCAUACCUAGGUGAUGAUGCCAGUGACUGCACCUGCCUGGGGCUUGUGUGGGUCAUUAGAGUUAUAGAUACAUAUUAUAAUAUUGGCUUUUCACAAAUAUUAAAAUGGAUUUAUAUGUGGGAUAUUAAAGUAACUUUGUUAGAAAGAUAUUGGUUUUAUUUCUGUUGUUAAUUAAGCUUAGUGAAAUAGGUGAUAUAAAUAUGCUUGUGUUAAAAUGCCUGCUUGGAUGAGAUAACAUCCAGUGAACACAGGAUGAGGAUCCUGCUACAGAUAUGCCAACUCUCAGCACUCACCAUCUAAAGGCAGUGUGGAUCAAGGCCCAAAACCAAGAAAUUAUAAGAAUGGAUUAAAACCACAAGCAAGGAAUCUGCAUGCUCUAAAAAGGGGGAUGCAAGAAGGAGCCAUGCUAAACAAUUCUUGGAAGAUGUAAACUAGUUUGGGGAAAAAGUUUACUGUUCAUAAGGGUCUAUGAAUAUGCAACAGGCUGAUGUAAUAGAAAUGGUAUAUAAGGGGUGUUUCCAAACUAGCAGGCGUGGUCUUGGCUGAGUGCCAAGAUGCACCCGGCCAUAAUAAGCUUUGCUUUGUGGUCCUUGUCUCCUAUGGUCCUUUAUUAAACUUUUUAAAUUUUCACAGGAGAGUGAGCACAUUUUUCACAUUAGUGUCACUGAAACUGCAGGAAAGACAGCAACUCUUCAAAGUUUUUAGUGUUAGAGAAUCAAGGCAUUACUUUAUUCUGGCCAGGAUGUUGUUCUGGCCAGGAUGUGCAACAGAAAUAAUGUCAUCCACACGUUGCCUGGAUUGUGCAGAGAAAAUAAUUCCAUGAUUCAGUUCUUUACAUUAUGCAUAUAACAUUCAUCCUAGUAUUUGCAAAAAGCCAACAACAUAAUAUGUAUUUAUAACAAAAGCUUGGAUCAGGAAUUCCCACUGUGCCGUGAGCUCUGCUCUCCUGCCCAGGGGCUGCUCCUGCGGCUUUGGGUACACUCUUUUCCCCAGCUUUCUGCCUGUGACCGGCUGCCUUUGUAAGCUCAUCAGGAGCAAAAGUUAAAAGUUUCUGUUCAUUUGCCCAGGUGUGACUGGACAACUCUAGCAGUUUAUUGCAGAGAUUAGGUUUGUCCAUUGUUCCUAUGCUCCAUGGUUUAAAAUCACUUCUGCUGUUCAAGCCAGUGUUAUAAAUAAAGUGGACUUUUGUAGCCAGGGUUAUGAAUUGUUAAUGAUGUAAUUUUAUUCUGAAUUGUUAAUUAAUUUAAUAGAUUGUGAUACCUAAUUUAUGUAGUAGAUUAUGAAGUAAUAAUUUACAGUUAAAUGUACUGUAGUAUAAAUGUGUGCCCACUAGAGGGGGGUGGUGGAAUGAGUGGGGGAAUUCUCUAGCAAGCUACCUCAUGAGAUGAUGACAUUAACAUGAACUAUGAUUAGAAGACUAGCCAGCCAAUGAAGCCUCAGAACUCUAGAAUAAUUGGCCAGGUAUGCGCCAUCUUAUGGACCAACCAGCAACCAGGAAAAGGACUGAUCAACAAGUGGAUUGAAAGCGCAGCACCUGGUAUCUUUCUGGGAAACCGGUGUCCAAGGAAACACCCUGUGUUGCACACAGUUUGUUAUUUGUAUCUCUGACUUGCCGCAGGCUUACCCUGAGGUCUCAUCUUCAGUUGUCUUGAUUUUUAAUAAACAGGCCCAAGCCUUUUAAAAGAUCUUGGCCUCAUUUUGCCUGUUUAUAUCAUCCAACAUUGUAACACAGUGCAGAAAUAGGUUUUCUGUAUGGCUGGCAUGGACUUCUACCUGAUAAAACCCUCUCUCUUUGCUCCUGAGGUGAGCACUUGCUCUGUUUGCAGCCUCUUCUACAGUAAGGGCUCAUUGUAAUGGUAACAGCAGGAGUGGAUGGUGUGAACACACUUGUGAAUACUAAUCUGGGAAGGUGGAUUGUUUUUCAGGGUUGGUCAAUUAGUUUUGCUCCAGUCAGACCUGUCAGAACUUAAGAUUCAGUGGCAAAAAUAGAAGAGAAAACCUUCAUGUUUGUAUUUACCAUCAUUACUACACACCGAAUGAUUAAGUACGGUGUCACAGGUGUUGGGGGUGGUGUCACAAACAGACGCGACACCUGCCCUUCCGCGUUCCAGUGUUGCCAGGAGCCGGGCCCGGCCCCUCACACCGAGUGCAGCUUCCCCGCAGCUGGGGCGCUCUUCUCGCAUUCCCGCAGGGCUCCCACAGGCUCUAUGUCAUCGCUGGGGCGGGCCGAGGCGGCGGAGCAGACUCUGCUCGUAGGGAACUUGGAGAGCCGGGUCAGGGAGGAGAUCCUCUACGAGCUCUUCCUACAGGCUGGACCAUUAACCAAAGUGAUGAUUUGUGAGGACAAAGAAGGAAAUCCUAAGUCUUUUGGAUAUGUCUGCUUUAAACACAAAGUAUCAGUGCCUUAUGCAAAAGCUCUGCUGGAUGGAAUCCAUUUGUAUGGAAGACCAAUUACCGUGCAGUAUUGGAGGGGGAGUUCUCCCUCACCAGAACUAGACAGUUGUACAGAUGGUUUUGAACACCACAUUGACUUAGAGUCUCCUGCAGACAGGCAUCAAGAGCUUUUUGGAAAUUCUCCAUUUCCUGUUACUCCUUUGCCAGUGAACAACAGUUUAUCUCAUGAUCACCCUGACUUUCAAGAGGUGCAAGUUUCUAUUUCUCGAAAUGUACCAUGUUCUGGCAUAGCAGUAUACAGUACAGAAUCCAAUGGGUUAACGAUUUCUUUAUUAGCAGUACCUUCAGACUUAUCCUUUUCUCCCUAUCAGAAUCAAACUGCACAAUUCAAGACUGCACGGAGUUAUCCUGAAUUUGCCACAUCCAAGUGACUGUGAAGUGCACCAAGCAGGAUGAAAGAAAGAGAAAAUGGCAAAGUUGUGACAAUGACUAGUACUGCAGAGAAUAAAAGUUGACAAAGACAGUGUGGCCAAAACUGGGGAAAAAAAAACAAACCCCAAGAAAAAGGCAUAUUAAUACUGUAUAUUUUUUAUUAUUAUAUUUGCUUUCAUCUUUGAACUUUAUUAAAGAAGGAAUGUUCAAGAUCCAUAGUAUUUUUGAAAUGCAUUAUGCAUACAAACUUAGAAUAUCCUGAGUCAGAAAGGGUCAUGGAGUCCAGCUGAACACGCAUCCUCCAUGCUGUCCCCCUUCUCAUUCCCUCCCAGCACACCAGCCCCCUGGGGAACAGGUUCUCCCCAAAACCCUACCAGAGCCCACUGAAACUGCAAGGUCUGGCUUUUGUGCCCCUUCUAAACUGUCUGCCACAACUGAAAGGAGUCUGGCUGGCUCCACUGUACUUGCAAUGACCCUUUAAGUAGCUGCAAAUUUCAUGAGCCCAGCUACAUCAACCUCUUACCUUUACUUAUCCUCAAUAAAAGGCAUUGAUUUGAAAUAAAUUCACAGAAUAGUUAACUGGUGGUUGGAAAGACGCUUUGGAGAUCAUCUGGUCCAAUCACGCCACCAAUGUAGGGUCACCUGGAGGUGACGCAGGAACGUGUCCAGGUAGAUUUUUGUCUUGAAUGUCUCUAGAGAAGGAGACUCCACAACCUCUCUGGGAAGCUGUUCCAG
Molecule: messenger RNA, 6408 nt
Organism: Haemorhous mexicanus (house finch)
Lineage: Eukaryota; Metazoa; Chordata; Aves; Passeriformes; Fringillidae
Gene: RBM11
Product: RNA binding motif protein 11
Exons: 5
Coding region: 4851-5672 (273 amino acids)
Biological process (GO): regulation of alternative mRNA splicing, via spliceosome
Cellular component (GO): nucleus
Molecular function (GO): single-stranded RNA binding
Source: RefSeq, a predicted model, not a curated record